UGGCUGAGAAGAAAGAGACAGCAGGACUAAAGUGUGUCCUUAGAAUCAACAGGAAAACGAAAAAGGAAGCUUGUGGAAUUAUGUUAAUGUUCCUUGGGUGUGUGGUGGUUAGCGUGGUCUGAUCAGCAGUAAGCAAUUUUCAAAGACGGUGAGUUGCAGCAGGACUCUUACAACAUAUACAACAAUGAAGAGAGGGUCUGGCGCCUGGCUGGGGAAGGAAGCUAAACUAAACAGAUAUCAAGGAGCCAAUGCAGUGAAGAUAAGAUAGGGGUGACGUGCCCGUAUCUUCUGGUUCUAGUGAGGACUCUCGCUGCUGCAUUCUGUACUAGCUGAAGCUUAUUUAUGCACCUAGCUGAACAACCAGAGAGUAAAGCAUUACAAUAGUCCAACCCAGAGGUGAUGACAUGGAUCUGCAGGCCAACAAAAGAAUAAUGUCACAAGGACUCAGUGAAGGUCCUAAUAAUGUUGACUGAAAGUGAUAAAAGUUCCCUCUCUGGCGGUUUAGAUUUUCCGGUGCUCUGAGAUGGCAGGGUGUUUGUUCUCAUCGUUGCUCAUCGCACUGUGUGUGGGACUGUACGGAACACAUGCAGAAGUAUGUAGAGAUCCUGUCGUCACUCCGGCGUCUCUGCUGGUGGAGUAUGGACACCCUGCUGAAGUGAACUGCUCCAUACUGAGUAAACCUGUAACGGGAUACAUGCUGGGCUGGGAGUCUAAAUCAUCACAACCGGAUACAGACAGUAAAAAAAGUUUGACAUGGAGGGUGGACAGUCUGACAAAUUGGGAGGAAGCUGACGGUCUCAAGUGUUACCUCUCAACAGCAACUGAUCAGUGUGAGAGUCGUGUAAAUCUCACCAUUUACAAGAGACCAGACACCAUUAUGUUAAGCUCUGUUCCUGAUGUGUGGAUAGAGGGAGAUCAAACAGAGCUAGUGUGUGAGAUUGAAAACGUCGGUCCUGGACAUAAACUCAGUGUACACUGGAGCAGAUCCAACGCAAAGCAAAACAAUGCUUUCACACUUUUUAGUGAAACAUCACCUUCAGACUUGGUAAAUGAGAUGAAGAAUGUGAGCGCUACAGUGAAACUGAACAUUACGGCCAGACGUGAGGAUCACGGAGUGCAGUACAAGUGUGCAGCUGUGCUGAAUCUGGACACAGGUCCAGUUGUGUCUGAAUCACAGCCAAUCACCAUCCCAGUCCCCUCUGGGCAACCUCCACUCAGUUCUGUCUGGGGAAUGGUUAGUUUGCUAGCGGUUUUUACUACAGUGUUGUGAUCAUCUUUGUCCUGGUUGUCUUUCCAACACAAACACAUGGAUCAUCCUACAUCCUGGAGCACCUGCAAUCAAACAAAAACAACAGCUAUAUGAACAACAAUCCUGCAGCCCAAGGACAACUGUAGUGUUUAAUAACAUUAAACCUGUGUAGUUAACUCUGACUCCUGUGUGUCUAAUGCUAACCCUGACUUCUGUGUAUCUAACUCUUUGUUUUUAGAUUCAUAAAAUAUUUGUAAUGACUCUAGAACAUGGUAUAUAGUCUAAAGAACAAAUUACGUUUAUGGAUUUAUUACAUUAUUCUUUAAAACUAAAGUAUAAAAUCUCAGGCGUGCAGCUUUGCUGUUUUUUGCUGCUCAUUAGUUUUCACUGUGCAUAUUAAAACAAUAAAAGACUGAAUGGGCAACAAUCAUGGGCUUUACACUUUGACUAAUUAAUUCUU
Messenger RNA from Clarias gariepinus (North African catfish), 1709 nucleotides. RefSeq names its product intercellular adhesion molecule 2-like. The coding region runs from base 524 to 1270 and encodes 248 amino acids. Lineage: Eukaryota; Metazoa; Chordata; Actinopteri; Siluriformes; Clariidae. Gene Ontology annotation, molecular function: integrin binding. Gene Ontology annotation, biological process: cell adhesion. The transcript is spliced from 6 exons. The record is from RefSeq and is a predicted model, not a curated record.